Molecule: messenger RNA, 795 nt
Organism: Trichomonas vaginalis G3
Lineage: Eukaryota; Parabasalia; Trichomonadida; Trichomonadidae
Exons: 1
Coding region: 1-795 (264 amino acids)
Source: RefSeq, a predicted model, not a curated record
AUGAAAGUAAACUUCAGAAAUUUUGUUCUUAACGUCUGGAUAAUGGAUUUCUACGAUUCUAAGGCAGCUGUUGAUGCCAUGGCGGCACUCCAAGCUCGCAUCCGUGAGCUAGAAGCUGGUAAUGCUAAGCUCAGGAAGGAAGCUUCAAGGCUGAGAGUGCUUGCAGAUGAAGAUGAAUCAAAAUUACAAGAAAGAGAGCUUUCUUUGAUGGAAGCAUCAGACAGAGCACAAAAGAUGCUUGAAGGAGCUUCUGAAACUUUAACUGAAUUAAGAAGAAUUAAAAAAGAAAAUAGAUCGUUAGAAAAAGAAAUUGCAGAAUUACAAGAACAAUUAACAAGAAAGGUAGAUUCAGAACGUAAAUCAGCAAAUUCACUUGCAUCAAUGGAAAAACAGCGAAAACAUGCUAAGAAGCUUAUUGCUGAAUACGAAGCUUUAUUUAAAGAAAUAUUAACACCUCCUGCUCUUGAUUUACAGAGAAUAGACGGCGUUCCAUUCAAUAAUACAGCAAUUACAGCUAAUACACACUCAUUACCUGCCACACUUCAAACUGUAAUUCAAAUAAUUCAAACGCUGCCAUUCCCAUUCAGAGAUCAGAAGCUUGAAAAGAAGAGAGAAAUCAUAGUUGAACUUUUGAAAGCAAGAGAUAUCUCUGCUAGAAUUGCUGACGAAAUUCAUGAACUUGAGCUCCAAAAACGAGAUAUGGGCAAUUCUAGACGCAUACAAGCUGAAAUCGAUGUUAAGGCAUCACAUUAUUAUUUAAUCACUCAGGCUAUGUCUCGUUUCAGAUUUGAAUGA